GGGUGAGGAGAGCUGACCUAGCUGCUUUCUUUGUCUAAACUUUGUCCUUCCCACCGCGGCCUCAGAUCAGAUGGACACGAUUAACCGUGCGCUUAGAAUUACCCUGGUGCAAGACACUGAUUUUUUUUUUAAUCUAAAACUCUAUUACAUGUAAAUAAAGCCUAUCACUAAUGUUUCCUCUCUUCAUGUGUGGAGCAGACAGACCUGCAGACCUGCAGCAGCACUGUCCAUAGCACUAAGUUUUGAGGAUCUGUUAUUCCAGCACGUGUUAACUUGCUUGUCCUUUGAGAGGCUCAGUAAACGUUGUGUGAAUAAAAGAAUGAAUGAACCCAGCCAAGUGUGUCCUAUACCCCAAGUACCAGGAAAAGAGUGGGCUUCUCCCCCGAACCUGCCUUUCUUCAUUAGGGAAGAUACAUUUUCCACCCAGGAUGUAAACUUCGAGAGGGUACCUUGCCUGUGGAGUACAGUAGACAGGCCAGACACCUGCUGAUGGAAAAUGAGGUUAAACUGUAAACAUCAACAUUUAAAUUUCAAUCUACCAUCCCACCAUUAUCUCGUAUAUGCUUGGCCUUUAAAAAAAGGUGGAUUUGGAUUAUUUAGUUGAGGGACAAAGGCUUAGAUAAUCCACAUCAUAGAUUUUGAGAUGGCUAAGGUUUGGAGGAUUUUUCUUUCACAUAUUUAGCUUUCUAAUUCUGUUUUAGGCUGAUUUUUAACUCAGAUAUUCUAUUGAGUUAUUAUUAUAAGGUGCUGAGACUAAGUUGAAAGAAAACGUACCUCUGUUGCCCCCCCCCACCACACACCAGCUUAGAGUUGAGUUGGAAUAGUUAUCUGUGAGAGACUACAGGGCAAUAGACAAUGUGGACGUUCACCUAUCAACUGGGUAUUGGCCCAGGAGGCCUUAGAAAAUCAUAUAUUUGGCCUUGAAAGAAUUUAGAGUAAGAAAAGAAUCAGAGUUUAGGUAAGAGGGGAUAGGCCCUUAUCACAGGCUCCUCACUGCUAGUCUUUCUAAGGCCAAGUGCCUUAGUUGCCAUCCUAAAAUAUUUAUUUGUGUUAGUUCACAGUGCCCACUGCAUUCAGUUCAUUCUCUGUAACCUGGCAUUCAGGGUCCUCUGCAGUGGGGUUUCAACCCAACUUUAAAGUCUUUAUCUCAGUGUUCCCCCAGACAGACCCUGCAAGACUCGUGUGUCUGCACAAGGUAAUGCUGAAAACACUUUGCACUAUCCACCAUUGUGCCUUUGUGUCCUUUUUUUGCGUCGCUGUCUCCUACAUUCUCUGCCUACCCAAACCCCACACAUCCCAGUGUCCCAUGCUUGAAAGCUCAGUGCAGGGCAGCCUCCUCCAUCAGGUUUCUGAAGCAGACUGGUGGCUGCCAGGAAGGAAACAAACACAUGCUAGAGAUGUGGAAACCUGUAGGACUUGGUGGUUGACUAAGUAAUAGAGGGAAGUUGGGUGUAAUCACCUUUGUUCCCUUUGCUAUCAUAAAGACUCUUAAAAGUCUUCACCAGUUGCUGUUAAUUUUGUAACUGCCAUUCACUUGGUGCAGGGCACUGCUUCUGCUGCAUCGAAACUGAUUAUAUCCAGGUUGCCAGUGGCUUAACUAAUGAAUCCACUGGACAUAUUUUUUUUUAUCCCUAAUUUUAAUAUAUUUUUUUAAUUAAAAAUUUUUUUUUUUUUGGUCUGCGUUGGUUCUUCAUUGCUGCCUGUGGGCUUUUCUCUCUAGUUGCAGCGACCAGGGGCUACUCUUUUUUGCAGUGCGUGGGCUUCUCAUUGUGGUAGCUUCUCUUGUUGUGGAGCACGGGCUCAAGGCCUGCGGGCUCAGUAGUUGCGGCACACGGGCCCCAGAGCGCGCGGCCUUCAGUAGUUGCGGUGCAUGGGCUCAGUAGUUGCGGCGUGCAUGCUCUAGGGUGUGUGGGCUUCAGUAGUCAUGGCGUGCUGGCUCAGUAGUUGUGGCUCGCGGGCUCUAGAGCACAGGUUCAGUAGUUGUGGUGCACAGGAUUAGUUGCUCCGCGGCAUGUGGGAUCUUCCUGGACCACGGCUCGAACCCGUGUCCCCCCGCAUUGGCAGGCGGAUUCUUAACCACUGCGCCACCAGGGAAGUCCCAUCCCUAAUUUUUUUUGACCCUUUAGUAUUUCUGUUGAUGUGAUCACUGUUCCUUGAAACUCUUGUUCUUUGGUUUUGGAAGCACCGUUUUCUCCUUGUCCUGCCACUUGCCUUCUCAGGGUCUUUCCCAUUCCUGUUUCUCUGCUUCCUUCCUUCCUUCCUUCCUUCCUUCCUUCCUUCCUUCCUCCCUCCCUCCCUCCCUCCCUUCCUUCUUUCUUCGCUGCACCAUGUGCUUUGCGGGAUCUCAGUUCCCUGACCAGGGAUUGAACCCGGGCCACUGCAGUGAAAGCGCAGAGUCCUAACCACUGAACCGCCAGGGAAUUCCCUCCACCCAUUUCUUAAACACUGAUUUUCCCCAAAGCAGUUCUCAGCCCUCUUCUCUUUCACCCUCGUGGGUGAUCCUGUCCCCUUCUGAGACUUCAGGUUGCACUCUGUGCUGAACCAGACAUCUGUAAGUGUACUUCUGGACUCAUUCUUUUCUGCCAUCCCCCACCUCCCUACCUUCCAGUGACUCCCUUGACUAAUUUUAGUAGGUGCUUUUCCCAAACCAGAAAACUUGGAUCAUCCUCUACAUUCUCCUUCCCUCUGUAUUCAUUUGGCCACCAAAUCCUGUCAGUUUUUCUUCAGAAAGGCCUGACUGUUGCCUGUCACCACCACCUCCUCAUUUUAGGCCCAUUUUAUUUCCUUGGAGUAUUGACACAUCCCUGUGCUGUUGGUAAUUUCCCCCACUCUCAGCUGCCCAUAUUAUUCUCUGCCUAUAGAAUAAAGUCUCAAAUCCUGAGUGUGGCGUAUAUGUCUCUUCAUUAUGUUUUUCAAAAAAAAUUGUUCAGAGUGACUUUAUUAUUGUUUUUUUGUCUUUUCAUUAUCUGGCUCUACUCUUAUUUUUUCUGCUCUAUGUCCUACUUCCUGCCCACACGGAGCAUACAUCUCAUUGAAUUUUUUAUCACUACACCUUAAACUUAGUAUUCCCUUUUAUGUUUCUGAGCCUUAACAUAUGCUGUUGCUUUUGCCUGCAAUUCUCUUUACCUUGUUGAUCCCGAUCAUAGUUCAAGAUGCAGCUUAACGUCAUUCUUUGAGGAUGUCGUCCGCAGUUCACCUAGGGAGGGGUUGUCAUUCCUAAUUGUGCUUUGAAACAGCAUUAUAAUCUCUUUACCAGAAUCUUGCACAUAGUCAGCGUGGUACAUAUGUUUGUUGAGUGAUUAAAUCAAACAGGAAGUAUAUUAGUUUCCUACGACUGCUAUGACAAAUUACUGCAACUGCAUGGCUUAAAACAACUGUAUUUUCUCAUAGGUCUGGAAGCUAGAAAUCCAAGAGGGCCAGGCUUGCUCUGAAGGCUCUAGGGAAGAAUCCUUCUCUGACUGCUCGUAGCUUCUGGUGGCUUCCAGCCAUCCUCCGCAUUCCUUGGCUUGUAGCUGUAUCGCUGCAAUCUUGCCUCCAUUGUCACAUGGCCUUCUUUCCCAUGUGUUUCUGUGUCUGAAUCUUCCUCUCCUUUCUCUUAAUAAAGAUUCCAGUCACUGGAUUUAGGGUGCAUCCUAAUCCAUUAUGAUCUCAUCUUAACUAAUUACCUCUGCAAGGACCCUAUUUCCAAAUAAGGUCACAUUCUGAGGUAUACAUAAAUUUGGGGGUGAGGGCUCUGUUUGACCCAGUACAGGAAGCGUUGCUCAUUUCUUCUGCUGUUAGAAGUAAAUGUACUUGGGAUCACACAGCUUUGUAGUUAAGCUGCUUGAAGAACUGUGUAGAUUUCCCCCUCCCUUUAAAUUAGAAGCAAAUCAGUCUAGAAAUGUUUCUUUAAACCUUCAUCCACAGGGACACUUUUUUUUUUUUUUUUCUUUUUGCGGUACGCGGGCCUCUCACUGUUGUGGCCUCUCCUGUUGCAGAGCACAGGCUCCGGACGCGCAGGCUCGGCGGCCAUGGCUCAGGGGCCUAGCCGCUCUGCGGCAUGUGGGAUCUUCCCGGACCAGGGCACGAACCCGUGUCCCCUGCAUCGGCGGUGGACUCUCAACCACUGAGCUACCAGGGAAGCCCCACAGGGAUACAUUUGAUGAGCCUGUUAUUCCACAGGGCAACUGCUCCCUUCUUGGGCUUCUCUAGCUCUGUCUCAGACUGGCCACUGUCUGCAGAGGUAUUCCAGAGGGUCCUGCCGUCCAUCAGAGUUUGGAUCCAAGUUUUUGAUAUUUCUUAUAUAAGUGGCUCAAACCCAUGAGGAGAUAUACCUCUCUGAAUUCUAUUUGAGUUUCAGUCCUGAAGACUUUAUGAAUGGUCAACGUGGGGCCCUCCAUGAUUCAUAGAUUCUUCUCUUGAUGGAGUAGAACUUCCUUACAAUGGAUUGCUAGGAAAUAAUCAGGAGCAUUUUAAAGCACCUAAUGUGUGCAGAGUUCUUUACAUGGUACUGGGGUUGGAGGAAAAGAAAUGGAAGACACCUCUUAUUCUAGAGGUACUUUCAAAAUAAAUUGAAGGGAAUACACACAUACAAAAAACUAAACAUAUUUCUAAGGAGAGGCCCAAAGUCGAUGUGGUUAAAUGCCAUGAGGAGAGGGCAGGAACUGUAUGCUUUAGAGAUUCAAAGGAACAAUCACUUCCAGCCGGGGUUUGGAGCAGGGUUAAGUUUGGGGAAGGAGGCUGCCUUUGAUCUGGGUUCUUGCAGGGUGGAUAGGAUUUUGAUUGGUGAAGUUGGAAGGGAGGCUGAUCCAGGUGGAGGAAGAAGGUCGAGCGGAGAAGGAAUUGCGUGGGGAGCUAAAUGUUCAGGAAACAUUUCAGAGUAACUGGAGCAUAGAGUAGAUUGAUAGAGGAUGAGACUAAAGGCAGAGCGGAGCACGAGUGUGGAAAAUGAAUGGCACGCCAAAGAAUUUAGAUUUGCUUGGCAGAAAUUGAAGUAUGUGAGCUUUGCUUAACAGGAGGCUAGCAGAUGAGCAUUGCAAAUCAAGGAAGAGAUUCUAGUUUGUUUAGUGUGAGAGGUGAUUAGGAUCUGACUUUAGGAUAUUAGCAGUGAUAACAGGAAGGCAGGGGAAAAAGAGUAUUGCUACGUUGUAGAUAGAAGCAAUAGUACUUUUGUUUACUGAGUGGAUAUGGGGACAGAGAAGAGAGUCACUGGUCAUUAUUUACCGCACCACCCUCCCUUUUAUUUUGAAAAAUGUUAAAGUUACAGGAGAGUUGCAAGGCUAUCGUACCAAGUACUCACACACUAGAAGUGUAUGUGCAGGUUUGGGAUAGGUUGAUCUCAAGAAACUGGUAUGAGAGCCAUCGUGUGGAAAUGUCUUUUUCGAUUAUUGGAGAUGCUCUAGCUGGUCUACGAAUAUCCCCCGUCCCAGUAGAUGGGAACAUCAUCCCUUCUGCUACACAACCCAGAGAAAAACUUUGGUUUCUCUCAUAUCCAUAUCCGUCAGCCAGUAAUCCUGUCCAUGCGACUGUCAACGUUUCUUUCCAGAAUCCAAGUGCUUCUUACUACCUCCUCUGCCACCGUCUUGGUUCAGGUCGCCAUCAUUUCUCCCCUGGAUUAUCGCAGCAGCCUCGUUGGUUGUCCUGCCUCUGCAGUUACCUCCCUCCAGCCUCUACCCAGCAUGGCAGCCAGUGUGAUCCUGAUGGUGAGACCUGGACUGAGGAUCAAUUAAUUAUAAAGCAGAAAACUCUUGAAGUAGGGACACAGCCACAUGAAGGAGAGGAAUGUGAACGAAACAAACAUGCGGGACCCUAUGGGUAUGGACAGAAUUUUGGUCAUAUCUCAGACUUUAUCCGACAGCCACACAUUCUUAUGGAAGAGAAAUCUCAAAUGUGCAACACUUGUGGCAAGCUAUUCAGACGGAACACAUACCGUAUUCAGCAUGAAAAAAUCCACACACAGGAGAAGCCUUAUGAGUGUCAUGAAUGUGGAAAAGCCUUUGGCCAUAGUUCAAAUCUCAUUCAGCAUCAAAGAAUCCACACCGAGGAGAAACCCUACGAAUGCGGUGAGUGUGGGAAGGUCUUCCGGCGCAGCUCACACCUCAUCCAGCAUCAGAUCAUCCACACGGGGGAGAUGCCUUACCUGUGUAAUGAGUGCGGAAAAGCUUUCGGUCGGAGCUCAAGUCUCCUUCGACAUCAGAGAAUCCACACUAUGGAGAAGCCCUAUGAAUGUACCGAAUGUGGGAAGGCCUUCAGCCAGAGCUCAAAUCUAACAGAACAUAGGCGAGUUCACACCAGAGAGAGACCAUACGAAUGCUGCGACUGUGGGAAAGCUUACAGUCGUAACUCACACCUCAUCGAACAUCAGAGAGUCCAUACAGGGGAGACUCCUUAUGACUGUAAUGAGUGUGGAAAAUCUUUCAGUAGGAGUUCACUCCUUAUCAAACAUCAUAGAAUUCACACUGGAGAAAGACCCUAUGAGUGUAGUGAAUGCGGGAAGGCCUUUAGUCGGAACUCCCACCUUAUUCAGCACCAGAAGACUCACAGUGGGGUAAAACCUUCUGAAUGUAAAGAAUGUGGGAAAACCUUCAAGUACAGUUCAUACCUUAUUGAUCACCUGGGAAUCCAUUCAUGAGAGAAACUGUGAAUGAAGUGAAGGUGGUAAAGCCUUUGUUUGGAGUUCAGCUCUUAGCGAACAUCAGAGAACUCGUGCUGGGGAGAAAACCUUUGGCUGUAGUGAGUGCAGACGGCCUUCAGUCCUAGCUCAACUCUUACCAAGACCUGAAAAUCCACAUAGUGGACAGAUCUCAUGGAUGUGUUCAGUGCAUAAGUACCUUUAGACAGAGUUCCCGCCUUACUCAGCAUUAGCCAGUUUGCUUUGGGGGAAUGAUGGGUAUGGGGAGAGCCUUGCUAUGUGUCAGAGAGGGGCACGAAAGGGGCGUCAUCUGACACUACAGAAGGAAUGACUAAAGUGGAAGCUUAAGUUAGCACUACUUUUUAUUUGAUUUUGAGGAUCUACAUCAGAGGGAGAUUCUCUGGUUUUUUUCCACAUCUCCAUAAUCUUCUGCCAGAAAUGGAAUGGGUUAGGUCCAUUCCAGGGAAGAAAGAAUCAGGGCAUUCUGGAUUCAGACUCAUAGAUCAGGAAAGCUGCAGUGUGACCUUUGAAUCCGAUAGCUUUCCUUGUAUCUCAUCUGUCCUGUUGGUUGUAACUAUACAUGGAAGUGGCUCUUGGGUCUUCUUGGACCAGCAUUUUCCCUCCUCAAUGUCCUGCAGACUACUGAAUCUCUUUUUGUUUUAUAUUUCAUAGAUGCUUUUAAUAAAUGGGCAAAUUUUCUAAGCCCAGUAAUUUCUCAGUAUAACAUGUCAUGGGCUUUGUUACGUGUCAACUCCGGUAGGCUGAAGUGCAUUUGUCAGAUUUCCCUUUCUUGUAUUUUUCGGUUUGUGUGGUCUACAAGGGAGAUUCUUGGGAGAGCUGGAGGGCAGAACAGAAGCAGCAGUAAUUUUGUAGCUCACACAUGUCACUGAUCUGCUGACUCACCUCACUGGCACUGGACAUGAAACUAGUGUACCUUCCCCAGGAUUCUUUUUUGCCUUUACUGGGCCGUGGUUUUCCUUCUCUGAUUGAAUCCUAGUCAGACACAUGCUUACUAUCCUAUGAGAAGUACACAUUUAUUUCAAGUUUAGGUAGAGAGAAAUAGUUAGCUUCUGGCUGUUUUUAAAAAAGAACCUCAAUAAUAAGCUUCAAGAUUUCCUAUCAGGAAAGCUAUUGUUCAGACUCCUUUAUAACAAAACUUCCAUCAUAACCUGAGGCAGAGCUUCACUACCGUGUAAUUAUCGAGGGAAAAGUUUGCAAAGUAGUUGAAUAGUGUGAUACAUGAUCGACUGAUAAAAUUUUUAAAAAUCAAAAAUUUGAGCACCAAUUUAUCAUGAAUAUUUUAAUAAUUAAAGAAGAUUCCCAAAGUACCUCUAGUAGGCAGUAUAUUUUAGAUUUAUUCUAGGCAUCUGAGAGAAAUAUCUACUUUGUUGUAAACGUUUAUGUUUUGAUUACAAAAAAUCAGAUUAUUUUUCCUCCUGUUAGUCUGGAUUAGUGAUUACCUAAAAUAUCGGUGAAAACUAUACUUACGUUGUAGACUCUUGAAA
Molecule: messenger RNA, 8115 nt
Organism: Orcinus orca (killer whale)
Lineage: Eukaryota; Metazoa; Chordata; Mammalia; Artiodactyla; Delphinidae
Product: zinc finger protein 239-like
Exons: 2
Coding region: 5231-6610 (459 amino acids)
Source: RefSeq, a predicted model, not a curated record